Molecule: messenger RNA, 1268 nt
Organism: Vicugna pacos (alpaca)
Lineage: Eukaryota; Metazoa; Chordata; Mammalia; Artiodactyla; Camelidae
Source: RefSeq, a predicted model, not a curated record
CGCGCGGGGACCCAGCCCGGCUCGGCAGGCAGCUCUGCGCGCGGCUGGGGUCAUGGUAUACUGAAAAGGCACUCAAUCAAGAGAAAUCUGGGGGAAGCUGGAAACCAUCAAGUUUUUGAGGCCAUACAGGGGGCAGGAAAGAUAGAGAAAAAAAGGUUUAUCAGCGUUUCUUCCUGAACCUGCCUUAGAAAUAACAGCAUAUUUUAAUCAGAGAUUUCUCCGUCUCUCUUCCAUCCCAAUUGGCUGACUGUUCUGCCAUUUGAGGAACCUGCAACACCCAUGAAACCAGCUUCUCCGGUGUUGGCCAGCAGGUGUAGAAAGUGCUCUAUGUUGCUAUGAGGACAGAGUCAUCAGAAAUGACGGAUGUGGAGCCCAUGGUCAGCAACUUUGCAUCAUCAGCAAGGGCAGGCCGCCGGAAUGCUCUACCAGACAUCCAGGGGUCAACGGCCAUCGGCGGAACCUUGGAGUUGCCUUUGAAACUGGAGGCCCUCUCUGUGAAGGAAGAUGUGAAAAAGAAAGAUGAAGAAACAACACAAGACCAAUUGGAAAAGCCCAAAGAUGAAGGAAAAUGAAGGCUCAUAACCUAUCCAAAGUGCUGAAUUUCUGCACAUUGAAAGACUUAGUGGCUCUGCUUUCCUGAGACGUUUGAUCUGGUAGUAACUAUGGUAACGUUGCAGCCCUAAGCAACAUGUGUGUGUUAGAUAAUUUUGUUGUGACGCUACUCACUUGGACUGCAACUGUGAUAUCUAAUGUAGGUUAUUAAAAGGCAGAUUACUUCCGAAUUGUACCCAAGAGAAAGGUUAAGAAUGCAUGGUCACUUAAAUAUAUAUCAUUGUCUAUAACCCCAACAAAACCCAUUGUUCUCUUUUGGAUUUAUUUAGCCAGAUAUAUUUUUAAUGCCAUUUUUAUGGUAAUGGGUAAAUCAUUUCUUGGUAAAUAUAAACCACACACUAUUAAUUUAAAACUUUAUGGAAUUUGUAGGAAAUUACGGCUUUUGGUGAGAAAGGAUGAUAGAAUAGUCAAGAAUGUGUAGACAAAAUGAUGUUUUUAGCUGAAAUGCACCAAUUUUCCUCCCAAACCCUAAAAAGAUUUGGAAAAAUAGUAAAAAGUUUGAUAACCCAAACAUCUCUAGGAAGUUUUUGUCUGGUGUGUUCUGCUUCUCGUCUAUGCGUACUGUGAUUUUUCAUGUGGACUCUUAAAAUGGAACAUUUGUGACAAAUUGUUUAUGUGGAAUAUGCCUAUUAAAUGAAUCUCACUAUCUUCCUUAA